GGCCACCGGAACCGCCGUCGUCACCGCCGCCGUCGUCACCGCCACCGUCACUGCUGCAUUCAGUUUCAAACCAAGACGGCGUCGUUAGAGAUAUGCUAACUACCGCUCGCCAGCUUAUCGAUCAAGGCAAACCUUCUCAAGCUCUUCAAGCGGUGGUGGCGGCCAUGAGAACCAAAGGCGGUGAGCAGGCAGUAUUUCAAGCCCUUAGUCGUGCCCAGGACCUAUACCGAAAUAAAAUACAGACAAAUGCGGCUGCAGAUGAGCUGGCUUCUUUGUUUGCUGAGUGUGCCAUUGCCGAAGCCAUCCCUGCCAUAUCGCAACCUUCUGAACAUAAUACAGUAGAUAAACCAACUGAAGUAGAUGCUCAUGGAAGUUCAAUACUAUCUGAAACUGGCAGGAAACAGAUAAUGCUUGAUGCAUUCUCUGAUGGAAGCAGCUUUGUUUGCUUACAAUGUGGGGGACUGGUUAGCACCCAUCGCAAAGAUGAGCACUACUCAUUCUGGUGCUGCAAAAAUUGAGUCAGCUUCCGACUUGGAUGGAAUACGUUUCCUCGCCAAGUUAUUGGAUAUAGUGCUGCAUUUUUACUGUCACUACUCAUCAUGAAAUGCAUUAUAGCCGGUGGGUUCUAGUAUACAUAAUUUUCUCUUGGCUCCAGACCUACUAUCUUACUAGGCAUGUUGCUCUAAGCAUUACAUGGCCGACUUGGUUGCUGAGGUUAUGAAUGCCUGUGGUCGCACCAAAAGUCUUAGGGUGGGUUAUAGAUGUUGACAAAUUCGGUUCUUUGAGGAUGUUGUGCAUUUGAGGAUGUUGUGCAUUUUGUACUGUUUUAAGAUGUUUUCAAAUAAUUGAAGCAUGUCUCUAUAGUGAGGUUGUAAAUUAUGGUUUGCCUCUGAGAACUACAAUUUGUACCAAUUGAUUAUGAAAGUGGGGCCAUAAAGGUUUCUAAUA
Capsicum annuum is the source of this 948-nucleotide messenger RNA. RefSeq lists its product as uncharacterized. The record is from RefSeq and is a predicted model, not a curated record. Lineage: Eukaryota; Viridiplantae; Streptophyta; Magnoliopsida; Solanales; Solanaceae.